Staurois parvus is the source of this 390-nucleotide messenger RNA. The record is from the annotation of a GenBank genome assembly. Lineage: Eukaryota; Metazoa; Chordata; Amphibia; Anura; Ranidae.
AUGUUCCUUACAUUGGUGAUCAGUGGGAAGAAUGUCCCUUACAUUGGGGGGUCAGUGGGAAGAAUGUCCCUUACAUUGGAGGUCAGUGGGAAGAAUGUCCCUUACAUUGGAGGUCAGUGGGAAGAAUGUCCCUUACAUUGGGGGGUCAGUGGGAAGAAUGUCCCUUACAUUGGUGAUCAGUGGGAAGAAUGUCCCUUACAUUGGGGGUCAGUGGGAAGAAUGUCCCUUACAUUGGAGGUCAGUGGGAAGAAUGUCCCUUACAUUGGGGGUCAGUGGGAAGAAUGUCCCUUACAUUGGAGGUCAGUGGGAAGAAUGUCCCUUACAUUGGUGGUCAGUGGGGAAGAAUGUCCCUUACAUUGGUGGUCAGUGGAAAGAAUGUCUCUUUAUUUU